Molecule: messenger RNA, 897 nt
Organism: Williopsis jadinii
Lineage: Eukaryota; Fungi; Ascomycota; Saccharomycetes; Phaffomycetales; Wickerhamomycetaceae
Product: aldo/keto reductase
Exons: 1
Coding region: 1-897 (298 amino acids)
Cellular component (GO): cytosol
Molecular function (GO): aldose reductase (NADPH) activity; oxidoreductase activity, acting on NAD(P)H as acceptor
Source: RefSeq, a predicted model, not a curated record
AUGUCAAUUAAAUACUUCACUUUGAACAACGGGAACAAGAUUCCUGCAAUCUCCAUCGUCGGCACAGGUACCCAAUGGUACAAGACAGAUAGAUCCGGGCCAGUGGAUGAGAAGCUUGUUGAGCAGUUGGAGUAUGCGCUUUCUUUACCAGGUGUUGUUCACAUUGAUAUUGCUGAGAAUUAUGGAACCUACAGGGAGCUUGGUCUUGCCUUGAAGAACUCGAAGAAACCCCGUGAAGAGAUCUGGAUCACUGAUAAGUUUUCCAAGAUUUCAAAGACUCCGAGAGAAGCCCUUGAGCAAUCCCUGAAGGUUAUCGGUGUUGAAUAUGUUGAUUUGUACCUAAUUCAUGAUCCAUUCUACGACCAGUCAAACCCAGGUUAUGAUAUCUUACAAGCCUGGAAAUAUCUGGAAGAAUUGUACAAAGAAGGGAAAGCCAAAAACAUUGGUGUCUCCAACUGGCGUGUUGAAGACUUUGAGAAGUUAUUGCCGGUUGCUGAGGUUAAACCAGCUGUGAACCAGAUUGAAUUCUCUGCUUUCUUACAGAAUCAAACUCCAGGCAUUUACGACUAUGCAAAGACUCAUGGGAUUCAAUUGGAGGCUUACUCUCCAUUGGCUCCAUUAUCUACUAGAAAGGGUGAAACUGGACCUUUCUAUGACCUCUUGGAUGAAUUGACAAAGAAGUACAACAAGGAUGCUGGCUCAAUCCUUUUGAACUGGGUUUACAGUGUUGGUGUGUUGCCAGUGACUACAUCGUCCAAAAAAGAAAGAAUUGCUUCAGCUGAUAAGGUAUUUGAAUUUGAAUUGGAUGAUGAGGAUGUGAAGAAAAUCACGAAACUUGGCCAACAACAUGCCACUGUUCGUCAGUACUGGAAGCCACAAUAUGACCAGUACAACUAA